This is a messenger RNA of Oncorhynchus masou masou (cherry salmon), 4588 nucleotides long. Its product is annotated as coiled-coil domain-containing protein 92-like. The transcript has 4 exons. The record is from RefSeq and is a predicted model, not a curated record. Bases 205 to 1173 code for a protein of 322 amino acids. NCBI's taxonomy places the organism in Eukaryota, Metazoa, Chordata, Actinopteri, Salmoniformes, Salmonidae.
CUGACACAGCCCAUCCAUCCUGUUUCUGCCGACAGAAGAGGAGCGUUUGGCGUCACCAACGAUAACAAUGCCAAACAUGGCAGAACGGAUUUAGCCACUGUAGCAAUUACGACAAGAAUUUAUAUAUUCGACGAUAUUAUCAUAUUUCUUUAGGGUAGGUAUCACGGUCUCUAGGACUGGUGUUUGUCUGCUGCAUUGUCUGCCAUGGCAUCCCACAAUGGUACCCUGGAGAAUCAGCUGCACAGCGCCCAGAAGAACCUGCUCUUCCUCCAGCAGGACCAUGCCAAAACACUGAAAGGUCUACAUGCAGAGAUCCGCAGACUACAAAAGCACUGCACAGACUUGACCUAUGAGCUGACAGUGAGAAGUUCAGAUCCAACAGACAGCAGUGAGGCACGCUGUAGGGAACUGCACUGUAAGUGUGAGGAGCUGGAGGCUCAGCUGAAGGUGAAGGAGGAGGAGAACACGGAGCUGCUGAGAGACCUGGAGCAGAAGAACGCCAUGAUCUCUGUCCUGGAGAACACCAUCAAGGAGAGGGAGAAGAAGUACCUGGAGGAGCUGAAGAUGAAGAGCCACAAGCUGGCUAUCCUGUCUGGGGAGCUAGAGCAGCGAGCCAGCACCAUCGCCUACCUCACCUCUCAGCUCCACACCACUAAGAAAAAGCUCCUGGCAGGCAGUUCCUCCGAGGCCAGUCCCAACGUCAGCCCUGUGAGCUCCUACAAGCCCACCCCUCCCCCAGCUAAAGACCGGCAGCCUGGCCCUGAGACCCCUCGCCGCCGCAUGAAAAAGAGCCUGUCUCAGCCGCUGCACUCUGAGUUAACCGAGGUAUACCGGCUGGGUUCUGAUGGGAGGAGGAUGGUCCUACGGGAGGCGGUGGAUGCCAUGCCUGACCCCACCCCCUUCCUGCAGGCAUCUCGAGACACCCCUGAUCUGCAGAUGGUACGAGACCGGCCUGCUGUCAUACCCCCCAUCCCCUGUGAUCGCUCGUCCAGCCCCCGCCACAGCCCGGCACGGGACCGCCAGCACCAUGCACACGUGGGCGUUGCACACCGCACCCACCAUUGCACCCCUCCCGUGGUGUCUCCUCAGCCAGAGCUAGAGAUCCUGGCUGUGGACCAGGUCAAUGGGGGCAAGGUGGUCAGGAAGCGCUCUGGGGCAGACAGAACAGUUUAACACACUCACACACAAGCGCAAGAAGGAGCAUCACCUACUGUAUAAAUCACCUGCUUUUUAUGCAACACUGCAAUGAGCAAAGAAAGUAAAAUGGAAAACAGACAAAAAUACCACCAUGCCAAAUGUUUUGUUUUGAAACACGUGACUUACAUCCUGUCCUUUUUUUGCUUUGUCUCAUCUCACUCUGUCAUACAUUGUGCACAUAAACUUAUCCGCCAAACAUCUGCAUUAUUGCCUGCUUACAUGGUGAAUCCAUACACAUUAUCAUUGUUACUACCAGGGGUGAAAGUAUAUUUCAUUUCUUACCAGUGCGGGACUACAGAAAUUACACAGUAGUCUACUUUGCUGACACGGACAAACGGCUCAAUAAAAACAAUGUUGUCUGAUCCAUAUAAUUGGCCUACGAAAAGGGGAGACACAAAUACAAUAUGACGACCAUCUAACCUAGAGGAGGAAGUUAUUGUCCCAAAAAACAAUUCGAACAAGUGGCACUGACCCAAUGACAAAGACAGUAAAUAUGCGCACUGACCCAAUGACAAAGACAGUGAAUAUGCACACUGACCCAAAGACAGUAAAUAUGCGCACUGACCCAAAGACAGUGAAUAUGCGCACUGACCCAAUGACAAAGACAGUGAAUAUGCUCACUGACCCAAUGACAAAGACAGUGAAUAUGCUCACUGACCCAAUGACAAAGACAGUGAAUAUGCACACUCCAGGGAUAUGGCCGAUGUUCUCCGCUACUGCCAAUAUGAUAUGCUACUGUUCGCACAAUUCGGUUAAGAAUUUUGAUAACUAAAAGACAGAUUGACAAUAUUUUCAUUGUCAUCUCUUUAAAGUAAUAGCCAACAGUUUUUUCGCGAUUGUACUUUUAAAUAUUGUGAUAUGCCUGGCUGGGUCUGUCCUUUUCAAUGACAGUCACAACUCAAUAAUCAUCAACAUUAUAUAUACACAGUUGAAGUCUAACGUUUACAUACACCUUAGCCAGAUACAUUCAACUCCGUUUUUCACAAUUCCUGACAUUUAAUCCUAGAAAUUAAAAAAUCCCUGUCUUCAGUCAAUUAGGAUGACCACUUUAUUUUAAGAAUGUGAAAUGUCAGAAUAGUUUAUUUCAGCUUUUAUUUCUUUCAUCAUAUUCCCAGUGGGUCAGAAGUUUACAUACACUCAAUUCGUAUCCGGUAGCAUUGCCUUUAAAUUGUUUAACUUGGAUCAAAUGUUUCGGGUAGCCUUCCACAAGCUUCCCACAAUAAAUUGGCCCAUUCCUCCUGACAGAGCUGAUGUAACUGAGUCAGGUUUGUAGGCCUCCUUGCUCGCACACACUUUUUCAGUUCUGCCCAUCAAUUGUCUCUAGGAUUAAGUUCAGGGCUUUGUGAUGGCCACUCCAAUGCCUUGACAUUGUUAUCCUUACGCCACUUUGCCACAACUUUGGAAGUAUGCUUGGGGUCAUUGUACAUUUGGAAGACCAAUUUAACUUCCUGACUGAUGUCUUGAGAUGUUGCUUCAAUAUAUCCACAUAAUUUUCCAUCCUCAUGAUGCCAUCUAUUUUGCAAAGUGCACCAGUCCCUCCUGCAGCAAAGUACCGACACAACAUGAUGCUGCCACCCCCGUGCUUCGCAGUUGGGAUGUUGUUCUUCGGCUUUCAAGCAAACAUAACGAUGGUCAUUAUGGCCAAACAGUUCUAUUUUUGUUUCAUCAGACCAGAGGACAUUUCUCCAAAAAGUACGAUCUUUGUCCCCAUGUGCAGUUGCAAACCAUAGUCUUGCUUUUUUUAAUGGUGGUUUUGAAGCAGUGGCUUCCUUGCUAAGCGGCCUUUCAGGUCAUGUCGAUAUAGGACUCGUUUUACUGUGGAUAUAGAUACUUUUGUACCUGUUUCCUCCAGCAUCUUCACAAGAUCCUUUGCUGCUGUUCUGGGAUUGAUUUGCACUUUUCGCACCAAAGUAUGUUCAUCUCUAGGAGACAGAACACGUCUCCUUCCUGAGCGGUAUGACUGUGUGGUUCCAUGGUGUUUAUACUUGCGUACUAUUGUUUGUACAAAUGAACGUGGUACCUUCAGGCGUUUGGAAAUUGCUCCCAAGGAUGAACCAGCCUUUUGAGGUCUGGAAAAAUUACUUGUCAUGCACAAAGUGAUGUCCUAACCGACUUGCCAAUAAUAUAGUUUUAACAAGCAAUUUGUGGAGUGGUUGAAAAACAAGUUUUAAUGACUCCAACCUAAGUGUAUGUAAACUUCCGACUUCAACUGUGUGUGUUUGUGUGUGUCUGUGUAUAUGUAUAUAUGUAUAUAUAUAUAUAUAUAUAUAUCUCACACACACAAAAGUAUGUGGACACCACUUCAAAUUAGUGGAUUCUGCUAUUUCAGCCACACCCAUUGCUGACAGGUGUAUAAAAUCGAGCACAAAGCCAAAGGAUCUCCCAUAGAGAAACAUUGGCACUCAAAUGGCCUUACUGAAGAGUUCAGUGACUUUCAAUGUGGCACCGUCAUAGGAUGCCACCUUUCCAACAAGUUAGUUUGUCAAAUUUCUAGAGCUGCCCUGGUCAACUGUAAGUGCUGUUAUUGUGAAGUGGAAACGUCUAGGAGCAACAACGGCACAGCUCAGCCACACAAGCUCACAGAACGGUACUGAGGAGUGCUGCAGCGCAUAAAAAUCCUCUUCCCGAGGUUGCAACACUAGAGUUCCAAACUGCCUCUGGAUGCAACGUUAGAACUGUUCGUCGGGAGCUUCCUUGAAAUGCGUUUCCAUGGCCAAGCAGCCACACACGAGCCUAAGAUCACCAUGCGCAGUGCCAAGCAUCGGCUGGGGUGGUGUAAAGCUCGCCACCAUUGGACUCUGGAGCAGUGUAAACGCGUUCUCAAGAGUGAUGAAUCAUGCUUCACCAUCUGGCAUGUCCGACAGACUAAUCUGGUUUUGGCGGAUGCCAGGAGAAUGCUACCUGUCCCAAUGCAUAGUGCCAACUGUAAAGUUUGGUGGAGGAGGAAUAAUGGUCCGGGGCUGUUUUUCAUGGUUCGGGCUAUGGCCCUCAGUUCUCGUGAAGGGGAACAUUAACACUACAGCAUACAAUGACAUUGUAGACGAUUCUGUGCUUCCAACUUUGUGGCUACAGGUUGGGGAAGGCCAUUUCCAGUUUCAGUAUGACAAUGCCCCCAUGCACUAAGCGAGAUCCAUACAGAAAGGGUUUGUUGAGAUCGGUGUGGCAGAACUUGACUGGCCUGUAUAAAGCCCUGACCUCAUCCCCAUCGAACACCUUUGGGAUGAAGCCCAACGUCAGUGCCCAACCUCACUAAUGCUCUUGUGGGUGAAUGUUCCAACAUCAAGUGGAAAGCUUUCCCAGAAGAGUGGAGGCUGUUAUAGCAGCAAAGGGGGGGACCAACUCCAAAUAAUGCCAAUGAUUUUGGAAUGAGAUGUUUGAUAUGUAAGUGUCC